AUGGGAGUUGCCAUGGUCGGAGACUUGAAGCCGAGCUCCUCGGCGAAGAGGAUAUUCCGUCAGAGCUUCAGCGCUCGCCAUGGUGCCGACUGGUGAGCUCCUCUUCUCCCUCUCGUUCGUCGCCCACUUCAUCUUCCGCCACAAGCUCUCUCUCUCUCUCUCUCUCUCUCUCCACCCCCUCUCCCCUCUGAACCAUCAUCGUCCGUCCGCUUCAUCUUCUUCGACGACGAGCUCUCUCUCUCCUCCCUACUUCCUUCCUCUUGAUCAUCAUCGUCGUCCGCUUCAUCUUCCUCGACGACAAGCUAUCUCUCUCUCUCCCCCUGGUUCUUCGCCAUCGUCUGCUUCAUCUUCUUCAACGACAGGCUCUCUCUCCCUGUCUUUCUGGCUCUUCGUCGUCGCCAGCUUCGUUCUUCGUCAACGGCAACCUCUCUCUCUCUCUCUCUCUCUCUCUCCGCUUUCUCUCUCAUGGAAAAUUCAGAAAACCCAGCGGAAAUUCCAGACUUUCCAUCGGUAUCGAAUCCUGUCGAGUCCUGCAUUCCAAACGCCCGGCUCACGCUCUCCGAUUCCUCCUCCACAGGUCGCUCUCCGAUGGUUCCGGCGACCUCAUCGUCGAAGUCGGGACGCAAACCUUCUCUCUCCACAAGGUAUUUAACCACCGCAAAAUCUAAAUAUUAACUAUUUAAAUUAGUUUCGUAACUCAUUUUUUUCUAUUUACGGCAUCCCUCUGAAGAAAUUUCACAAGCGCAGAAUUACCUUCACAUUGAAAUAAAUGGCGUCUAUGCCAAAUUCUGAGGGCCGGAUGAAGAAAGUUAAAACUGCUGAAUAACCGUUAUAUUGAAAGAAAUGGUGUAUAUGUACCCGUAGUUACACAAAAUUAAUGUCUUAAGGGUAUCUCGGAGUUGUCUCUGGUUUCCUGGAUGAAGAAAAAUCAAAAGUGUAUAAUAACCUUUAUAGUUGAAUAAAUUGUUUAUAUGUGCCGCAGUUGCCUCUGGUUUCCCGGAGCGGGAAGAUCCGGAAACUGCUGCUGUCCGAGGCAAGGGAGACGAAGGCGGCGGCGGGGAUGCGGAUCAGCCUCCCGGCGGUCCCCGGCGGCGCCGAGGCUUUCGAGCUGGCCGCCAAGUUCUGCUACGGAGUCAACGUCGAGGUCAACCUCUCCAACGUGGCCAUGCUCCUCUGCGCCGCCCACCACCUCCAGAUGACGGAGGACUUCUCCGGCGAGAACCUCGAGUCCCUUGCAGAAGCCUAUCUCACAGCAACAGUUCUCCCGAGCGCCGCCAGAUCUGCUGCCGUCCUCCGCCACAGCGAGGCCCUCCUCCCCGCCGCCGACGAGAUCAACCUCGUCGGCCGCCUCGUCUCCGAGAUCGCCGCCACCCUCUGCAGAGAGCAGGUCCCCUCCGAGCUCCGGCGAGACUCGCCGGCGACGGCCCUGGCGGAGCUCUCCCUGGAUUUCUUCCGGCGGAUCCUCUCGGCCAUGAAGACCAGGGGUGCGAGCCCGGAGACGGUGACUGGCAUCCUCAUCCACUACGCCCACCACCACUCUCCCCACGGCCUGGCGGCGCCCCCGGAUGGGGAGGCGGAGCAGCCGCCGCGGAGAGCUCUGGUGGAGACCCUGGUGGCUCUCCUCCCCCCCCGGUCGCGGCGGAGCAGGGCCGUACCGGUGGCGUUCCUCUCGGGCCUCCUCAAGGCCGGCGCCGCCGCCUCGGCCUCCGCCGCCUGCCGGGCCGACGUGGAGAGGAGGAUGGCCCUGCAGCUGGACCAGGCCGCUCUAGAGGACAUCCUCCUCCCGGCGAGCUCCGCCGCGGGCGGCGGUGGCGUCGUCCGCCACCAGCUGUACGACACCGAGACCACCCUGCGGAUCUUCUCGCUGUUCCUGCGCUGCUCCGACGAGAAGCCGCAGGAGGAGGACGAGGACGACGACGAUGGCCACAGAUCGCCGGCGAAGCAGAGCUCCCUGAGGAAGGUGACCAAGCUCAUGGAUGGCUACCUGGCGGAGGUGGCCCUGGACUCGAACCUCCCGCCGGCCAAGUUCAUCGCCCUGGCGGAGCUGCUGCCGGACCACGCCCGCCUCGUCGGCGACGGUCUCUACAGGGCCAUCGAUAUCUUCCUCAAGGUCAGAUCAGAUCAGUCAAUCAUGUCUCACCGUUUGACUUGAAGGGACAAAUAUGUAGUGUUGACUUGUUGUGGAUAAUGUCUCCCCUCGAGCAGGUGCACCCGAACAUGAAGGAGGCGGAGAGGUAUCGCCUCUGCAAGGCCAUCGACUGCCGGAAGCUCUCGCCGGAGGCGUGUGGGCACGCCGCCCAGAACGAGCGGCUGCCAGUGCAGACGGCUGUGCAGGUGCUCUACUUCGAGCAGCUCCGCCUUCGGAGCGCCAUGAACCACGACCAGUCCAUCUUACAGUGGCCGGGCCACCGGGGCGGCAGCGCCGCCGGGGGAGGCAGCGGCGCCGCCUCCCCCCGGGACAGCUACGCGCUGGUGCGGAGGGAGAACCGGGAGCUGCGGCAGGAGGUGGCGAGGAUGAGGAUGAGGCUGACCGAGCUGGAGAGGGAUCACGUGUCCAUGAAGCAGGAGCUCGUCCGCGCCGGUCCCACCAGCGGCGCCGCCGGGGGGGUCCUCCGGUCCUUGGGCAGGGCGCUCGCCGGUAAGCUCCACGAGAUCUUCCGGGAGAGGAAGAAGGGCUCCGCCGGUCACGGGGCCGGCAGCGUCGCCGACCCCCGCCCGUUCUUCCUCAAGCGGCGCCGCCACUCCGUCUCCUGA
This is a messenger RNA of Spirodela intermedia, 2754 nucleotides long. Lineage: Eukaryota; Viridiplantae; Streptophyta; Magnoliopsida; Alismatales; Araceae. The record is from the annotation of a GenBank genome assembly.